Cinclus cinclus is the source of this 1506-nucleotide messenger RNA. It is a transcript of the gene POC1B, whose product is annotated as POC1 centriolar protein B. Gene Ontology annotation, molecular function: protein binding. The transcript is spliced from 12 exons. The record is from RefSeq and is a predicted model, not a curated record. Gene Ontology annotation, biological process: cilium assembly. Bases 1 to 1506 code for a protein of 501 amino acids. Gene Ontology annotation, cellular component: centriole; ciliary basal body. Lineage: Eukaryota; Metazoa; Chordata; Aves; Passeriformes; Cinclidae.
AUGGGGAGCGGCGCUCUUGGCGCGGCGGAUGAAUCCGGGGCUCGGCCGGCCGCGCCUGGAGCGCGGGGCUGUCGCGGGCCGCUCCGCCCAUGGCCUCCCCGCUCCUCUCCCCAGGAGGACCCCAUCCUGAUCCGGCCUUUCCACGGCCACACGGCGGCGGUGACGGGCGUCGCCUUCAACGCGAACGCGGCGGGGCUGGUUACCUGCUCUGUGGAUAGGCUUCUUAUAUUGUGGAAGCUGACGACGCAGUGCAGAGCCUACAGGUUUGAAGGCCAUGCAGAAGCAGUGACAAGUGUAGAUUUCUCACCAGAUGGGCAGGUGCUGGCUUCAGCUUCUCAUGACCACACUGUCAGGCUGUGGAUUCCUUGCAUUCAUGGAGAGUCAUCAGUACUGAAAGGUCAUACAGCAUCUGUUCGGACUGUGAGCUUCUCCCACGAUGGCUACUCUGUAGUUUCAGCAUCCAAUGAUAAAUUAAUAAAAAUAUGGAGCGUUUGCUAUCAGCGCCUUUUGUUUACCCUAUUCCAACACACUGGUUGGGUUCGCUGUGCCAAGUUUUCACCUGAUGGAAGAUUAAUAGCAUCUUGUGCUGAGGACAAAUCUAUUAUCAUUUGGGAUACAAGAAAUAAAAUUUGUGUUAAUAGCUUCUCAGAUCAUGAAGGAUUUGCAACUUUUGUGGAUUUCAACCCAAGUGGAACAUGUAUAGCUUCUGCAGGUUCCAAUAACACAGUGAAACUAUGGGAUAUUCGAACGAACAAGCUACUGCAGCAUUUCAAAGUUCACAGAGCAGGGGUUAAUUGUAUAUCAUUCCAUCCUUCUGGUAACUACCUCAUCACUGCUUCUACUGACGGUACCCUUAAGAUUCUGGACCUCUUAGGAGAAAGACUUAUUUACACUCUUCAUGGACACAAGGGGCCUGUACUUUGUGUGGCUUUUUCAAAAGGUGGUGAAAAAUUUGCCUCGGGUGGCAUGGAUGCUCAGGUAUUUCUAUGGAAAACCAACUUUGAUACUUGGGAUUAUGAAGAAGUUCUCAAACACAAUUUUAGGAGAACACAUAUUGAUGAUCCUCCUCAUCUUCUUGAUAUUUACCCAAGGUCACCUCAUUUCCAUGGUGAAAAUCUUAAUUCAGUUGAGGUUGACCCUACCUUUGAUGUGCCUGACAAACAAACACCUGACCCAGUUGUCAUCAAUAUUAGACCAGCUUCAUAUACCAGUACUCCUGGUACUGGCAGAAGUGAAGAACUGAGGAGUCCCUCUGCUUCUUCCUCGGCAAGAACUUCAAAAAGGAAGGCAGAGAAUGGGGCUGGAUCAGCUGUGCAUAAUGUGGGACAGCACAGAAGCAUCUCCUCUGUGGGCAGGGUUUUGGACCACAUUGUGGGGCAGCUGCAUAUGUUAACUCUAACUAUUUCAAUUCUGGAACAACGUCUUACUUGUACUGAAGAUAGAUUGAAAGAAUGCAUAAAAGAUCAGCAAAAACUGUUAAAGGAAAACAGAACUAAUAACACAUGA